AUGGUUGCAUUCUCACCAAUUGCUUCUACUUAUGGUGUCCGCGUGGAACAACUGCUGGAAACGCCCCAGGAUUUCCAGAGAUAUCAUGAAAAGCUUAAUCGGAAGCUGCAAAAGCUAAGACAUAGGUGCCAGGUUGUCAAUAAGGAUACUAGAAAGUACUCUGCCAACGACAAAUAUUCCAAGAUCAGCAGCACAGACUAUGACAAGAAAAACAAGCUGUACGGUGUUUUAAUGCUUCUGCAUGCCGAGAGAAACCUCGCAAUGGCUGAGACCCUGAAGCUAAAGUCGCUCCAGAGGGGAAAACUGAAGAGCAACGAACGGAAAGUGCUGGCAACCAGGCUGAAGAAGGCCGUCAGCACAGCGGAUAAACUGGUGGAGUUGACCAGGAACGAGAAACAGUGGAUAACGAGAGUCCAGUAUAUUGCGUACGCUAGACUUGCCCUUGCUGAGUAUCUUCUGAUCGGAAAGGGUACGAAAUUCAAGGAUGGUGUGGCGAUUUCGCGCAAUUUGGGGCUUUGUUUCGCCACGCUCUCUCAUCUUUGCGAUCUAGGCGUGCUACCGACAUCUGUCUUUGAGCUGAUACAGUCAAAAUACGAACAUUCUUUAAAGCAAUAUGCUGGCAACAUUAUUUCGUCAGCAGACCUCCACAAUUUUAUCGUUAACCAGGUCAAGGAAGCUCAGCAAGCUGGCGACGAGUUAAGCGAAUUGCUGGUAGGUAACGGAUUCAAAAGUGAGCUACGAGAAGUCGAUACAGAUCAAGAUGCUUCUGCCAGGACGAUCCAGUGGAGGUCGUUUGCCGCGCGAGUCCAUGACUCUCAAGUUGAGCAAUGGAUGAAGGAGGCCACACAAAAUACGUCACCGGACGUCUCAAACUAUGAUAACGCGCUAUUGAAAUGGCAGCAAGCCCUAGAGAAGCAGGAAAAGCGUGUCGCUUAUUAUGAAGACGGCAACGAGGACGACGACAUGAGCUCUCUUGAGAACGAGCAAAUCCUGCUCGCAUACAUCAAGUACGAGACCCUUUUCACUUCUAUCCUUCGUGACAGUUACUUGUUCGAGCAACUAUGGAAACAGUGGAACGAAAUGGGUGCUUCAACGACAGCGAGAAUCACAAAAUACAAAGAAAUUGAACGCAUAGUGGCCAGUCUGGUCAAGUACCUCGGCGACGUUAUGGAGCUGCCUGGUGUAUACUCAGAUGCCGAACUGAUGGCUCACCUGCAACUUUGCCAGCUGUUCUUCAGAUUAUCCUUGAGCUCUGGUUGCUUGGGUCCGAUGUACCAAUCCAAGGGCAAGUUCCUGGAAUCUCUAGCGCUGCACGUAGAUGCCUAUCGAAAGCUGCAGGACGCGCUAUCAGAUUUCGCCCAGAUAUCGGAUUCUGUUCUUCCCGCUGGCCUCUUAACCAGGGACAAAAUCGAUGGUUUGCAGGCACUCAUCAAGAGAGGGUGGAGCAGCGUCUUGGUGCUGGCUGAGCACGAGAAGAGCCUUCAUGCCACACCUCGCGGCCCUUACAGUCCGUCUCUCAUUGAUAUGAUCGGCUCUCGCAACAUCAAGCCUAGCGACGUCAACCUAAAGAAUCUCUUCCCAAUGAGACCGCAAAUCAGACCGGUACAAGGCAAGCCUACACUGUUCGACCUAGCCUUCAAUUACGUCAACUACGAGGCUGAAGAACCCCAGCCAACAGAACGUGCUGCGGCAGAGUUGAGUUUCUCGCAAGACACCGAGCAGGAACAAACGGCCUCCAAGAAGCGCGGCUUCCUCGGGCUCUUCGGCCGCUAG
Messenger RNA from Torulaspora globosa, 1773 nucleotides. It is a transcript of the gene SRP68, whose product is annotated as signal recognition particle subunit SRP68. The transcript has a single exon. Bases 1 to 1773 code for a protein of 590 amino acids. Gene Ontology annotation, biological process: SRP-dependent cotranslational protein targeting to membrane. Lineage: Eukaryota; Fungi; Ascomycota; Saccharomycetes; Saccharomycetales; Saccharomycetaceae. Gene Ontology annotation, cellular component: signal recognition particle, endoplasmic reticulum targeting. Gene Ontology annotation, molecular function: 7S RNA binding; endoplasmic reticulum signal sequence receptor activity; signal recognition particle binding. The record is from RefSeq and is a predicted model, not a curated record.